Molecule: messenger RNA, 1729 nt
Organism: Asparagus officinalis (garden asparagus)
Lineage: Eukaryota; Viridiplantae; Streptophyta; Magnoliopsida; Asparagales; Asparagaceae
Cellular component (GO): plastid
Source: RefSeq, a predicted model, not a curated record
UCCCUCUUCGCAAGCAGUCAAAACUCACCACAACCGAUCGCCAUCACUCUUUCCUUUUUCACUUCCAAAUUCCCAAACCAUAACAAAAAAAGCAGCAGACUUCGCUGUAAACUACCCAAAUUCCUCUCCUUCGCUCUCUCCGCAAUGGCCAGUUACAGGCUCGCCGCCGUCAUCAAGAACUCAUCCGACGACGAUUUCCUUGUCGUCAAGCAAACCCCGCCUCCGCCGCUGCCGGAGGAGGAGUACCAGCAGUGCGACUCCGAGCUCUGGGACUUGCCUUCAACUCUACUCAAGCCACUGAUCGGAGACCAAAGGUCCCUACUUGCGAUUCAAGGCGCCGAUUCUGUCAGCGAUAAGGUGGACACUGGAGGCCUUGAUCUCGUUGCAGGUCUUGAUCAGGUUUGGGUACAAUUGAGUUUGGAAGCUGCAGCAAUUGGGAAUUGGUCUCUCCUGAAAUAUGUUGAAGAACCUGAAUUUGGUCCAGGACCACCUGUUCACACAUUGUUCUUAGUUGGGACUUUGGACCACAAAGUCGAAAACUUUCGAGACUCCUGUAAGUGGAUAUCCAAGGAAAAUGCAUUGGAGUUGCUUCUAGAAAUGAACAAAAGUUGCCACCGUAUUGGGCCUUUUGUGGUUACUGGACUACUAUGUGAUUCAACUAAUGGUGAAAAAUUGAAAGCCUUUCAAACAUUAAACUAUCAGGAGUACCCACCAGGUCUCAUGCUUGUACCCAUGAGAAGUAGAACAAGGGAGCCUUUUCAUACAACAAAUCUAGUAGUUAUGGUACCACAUAGUGGUAAUUUAAUUGAAGAUUCCAAUUAUAACAUUUAUGGAGAUGCAUUGCUUGUGGAUCCGGGUUGCUGUACACAAUCCCACUCGGAGCUAGCAGAUCUCGUGGCUGCAUUGCCGAGAAAGCUAGUUGUCUUCGUUACUCAUCAUCACUAUGACCAUACUGAUGGUCUGUCAAUCGUCCAAAAAUGCAAUCCAGACUCUAUUCUCUUGGCACAUGAAAAAACCAUGAAUCGAAUUGGGAAAGAUGCAUGGUCUCUUGGUUAUACCUCAAUUUCCGGUGGUGAGAAGGUACAAAUAGGAGGACAAAUAUUCGAAGCACUAUUUGCUCCGGGUCAUACAGAUGGUCAUCUAGCUCUUCUACAUGUUAAUACAAACUCGCUCAUUGUAGGAGAUCACUGUGUAGGUCAUGGGAGCGCAGUUCUGGAUGUCAGAGCUGGUGGAAAUAUGAAGGAUUAUUUCUUGACAACAUACAAGUUUCUGGAACUCUCACCGCAUGUGCUGAUACCAAUGCAUGGUAGAAUCAACUUAUGGCCCAGAAGGAUGCUGUGUGGAUACCUCAAGAAUCGCAGAAGUAGAGAACUGUCGAUUUUGCAAGCCAUAGAAAGUGGUGCACGGACAUUAUUUGAUAUAACUGCCAAGGUAUAUGCUGAUGUGGAUACCAAGUUGUGGCUUCCAGCUUCGUCAAAUGUGAGAAUUCAUGUUGAACAUUUGGCUUACCAAGAGAAGCUACCACAGGAUUUUUCAGUUGAAGAGUUCUAUCACAGUUAUCAUGCAUUCCUAGAGAAGCUGAGUUCUAAUAGCAUGAAGAAAUAGGAGUAUAUAUAUAUUGCUUUAUUGUAUUCUUAUAUAUAUUACAUACUUCUCCCCCUCAUGUAAUAAACUUUCAUGUAUAAACAAAAUGUCCAAAAUAAAUUAAAGUUGGGAGCAAUGGAUUUAA